AUGGCUACCGCAUUCGCGCCCUGCCACGUGAGUCAGAACUGCCACCUGGAGUGUGAGGCCGCCAUCAACAACCAGGUCAACUUGGAGCUGCACGCUUCCUACGUGUACAUGUCCAUGGCCUGCUACUUCGACCGUGGAGACGCGGCCUUGAAGCACUUCAGCCUGUUCUUCCUUCGGCAGUCAAAGAAGGAGGUGGAGCUUGCAGAUUACCUGUUGGGGCUGCAGAACCGGCGUGCUGGCAACCCCCGCCUGUGGAACAUCCCCAGGCCUGAGGAAGAGAACUGGGAGAAUGGCCUGAGGGUCAUGGAGCGCGCCUUGCACCUGGCGAAAGGAGUCCACCAGAGCCUGCUGAAUCUGUACCAGCUGGUCACUGAGAAGCAUGGCAAGGUCUUCCACUUCCUGGAGUGUGACUACCUGCGUGAACAAGCCAUGUUCAUCCAAGAGUUGGGGGAGCACAUCACCAACCUGCGCAAGCUGGGGACCCCGGAAGAUAGCCUGGCAGAGUCCCUCUUUGACAAGCUUACUCUGAAGGACAGCAAGAACUGA
Messenger RNA from Artibeus jamaicensis (Jamaican fruit-eating bat), 546 nucleotides. Its product is annotated as ferritin heavy chain-like. Gene Ontology annotation, biological process: iron ion transport; intracellular iron ion homeostasis. Gene Ontology annotation, cellular component: cytoplasm. The transcript has a single exon. The record is from RefSeq and is a predicted model, not a curated record. NCBI's taxonomy places the organism in Eukaryota, Metazoa, Chordata, Mammalia, Chiroptera, Phyllostomidae. The coding region runs from base 1 to 546 and encodes 181 amino acids. Gene Ontology annotation, molecular function: ferrous iron binding; ferric iron binding.